AAAUUACUCUUUGCCUUUUACGUUCAUCAUCUCGCGUCGCGGCGUAUGAGUUCUUUCUGCCUUUAAACGCGAAUAUCAUGGUCAAUGCUAGCUUUCUUCCUACAUUAUCGUCACUGGACGUCGAGCGCGCCACCCAAUUGAUUCUACAGGCGUAUGGACAGCCCAACUCUUUUCUGCCGCCCGACGAACUUAGGCUGCGCCAGCAAGAGCUCUUUGAGAUACAGAAGCGACCGGAAGCCUGGGGCCUUGUCCUUCCUUUGUUGAAUCAUGAAGACCCGAAUGUUCAAUUCUUUGGUGCUCAUACCGUGCAAGUGAAGAUUGCACGCGAUUGGUCAUCUUUUCCAGAGGACCAGGCCGUGCCACUCCGCGAUCUGCUCAUUCAACUAACAGCUCACUCAAUCGUCAUCGGGAGAAAUAAUGUUAUUCUUCGGAAGCUCUUCGUCUCUCUGUGUUCGUUAGCGCUGAAACUGGCCCCACAACAUCCUACACAAUGGCCAGAUUGGAUUUUGUCCUGUAUCACCGCCUUCUCUGGAAGUGGUGCCCAGACAGGCCCUAUCCUCGAUUUUCUCACUAUUGUGGCUGAGGAAGUCAGCACGGCGGAUAUAUUGGGUCCAAAUAAGACAAGAAUAACCGACACCAUGAAAGACAGCAGCCAGAUAGUUCUGCAGGCUAUCAGAUCAUCACUAGAUCGCUCACCCGCCGUUCCGGCCAACCAAAUUCUAUCCGCCAUGAAAUGUUUUCAGUCAUGGUUGUCGUAUCUCGGUGCCGCAGAAGUGAUUGCCAUCAUACCUCUUCUUCUUCUCUUUCUUGACCCUGAAGACGACAAUUUCUUCGUGGCGGCAUCAGCUACUUUGCAAGAAAUAAUGUCCUCCUCCCCACUUCCAAACGGGCAAAUGGGCUCGGGAGUCAAGACUCUGACCCAACCUCUCCUCUUGUGGUUGGAUAGCAAGGGAAGUGUCAUCGUCGAAGAUACCUUACGAAACGGCAUGGUCGACGAAGUAUCGCAUUCAUUGUGCAAACUUCUAGCCGAGCUUGGCGAUCACUCGACGCCAUAUUUCGCCCGUAAUAUCGCUUCCAAUGUACGUGUGUGUCCACUUGAAGCCUACCAAAGCGUUGUCCCAAAUCCGUCUGGGAAAACAAACGGCCAACUUACGCAAAGAUACCUUCGCGCGAUGCUUGAUUAUACCGAUCUAUCUGGAUACUUCGGAGUGGAUGAGGAGACUAGUGAACUGACUCUCGGGUUUUGGUAUUUGCUGCAAGAAACACUUUGGGAUCUUAGUGCUGACGAUGAUCGGGAGACAAAUGAUGGUGACCCUAAUGCGAUUGCCAAAGCCGUCUAUGUGGAAUUGGUCAAGAUACUGCGCAGGAAAACAACGUUCCCUCCACGUGGACACGGAUGGUCGAAAGACCAAGUAAUCAGAUUUCAGACUUAUCGGCGGGACAUCGGAGACACGCUAAUAAAUGCGUAUUACGUCAUUCGAGAUGAGAUGUUGGUGUACUUCGUGGAUAGCUUGAUACAAGCGCUCUCGAAUCGAUCAGAUCCCAAUCAAGGCUGGGAGGAAAUAGAAUCGACUCUUCACUGCCUAUCGUCUCUUCAAGAGGCCUUGGACUACGAUAAGUCGCCUGACCUGACCCGGCUUUUCAAUCCCGAGGUCAUAAGCCGAUUACCGUCGGUAGGCCAUAGUCGCGUACGGUUAACAACAUUGAAUCUGUUAGGAACAUACUCGUCUUGGUUCGCUCAUGAGUCUCCUCAGCUGGAAGAGGGUAUCCCCGGUCCUUCAAAGUUGGACAUGUUAUUGUCGGCCGUAGGAUUUGUUGUUGCGGCACUACCGGAACCGACGUUGUCUGUACAGGCUGCUCUCGCUUUGCGAAACCUAUGCGAUGCCAAUAGGAAGCUGCUUGCGCCUCAGCUUGGGGCAUUCGCGGAGUUACAUGCAGGCUUGGCCCGAGUGCCGGAUGCGGAGAAGAGCAAGGUGCUACAAUCUAUUGCAAGCGUCAUCGAGGCCUUACCGCCGGUGCAACAAAUUUCUCCCAUCGAGGCCAUGGCCACACCUAUUGUACAAAAACUGAUGAACAUUCUCAAUAGCCCAACUACGCUUCCUCCAGAAGCACGGAGUUUAGCUAUUCUUCAACUGGAGACAUUGGCUGGCAUCUCCAAGGGUCUGACUCGGGCUACUGACGAUCUAUUAGACCUGGACGAAGAUUCUCAGGUCCAGCAAAUUCUAGAACAAGUGAACCUAGCUAGAUGUGAUGAACGGAUGGCCAGGCUACGUGACGCGAUUCUUGCUGCUAUCAGCCGUUGCGUGGAAGCUACAGGACAAGAUGUUGGUGUUGGACAGGCUAUCAAUGAACUGGUCAAAUCUAUAACUUCACUUGCAUCCGACGCCACUAUCAUAUCUUUGCCGCCCGGGCCUUUGUUAAAUCUAGUUUGCAUGGCUGCACAGCGCCAGCUUACUGCAUCCUGGCUGACGCUCGCAACCAUGCUGUUUGCUCAAAUGAAUCCGCCUCCACCUAUGCCUUUAACAGGAGACGAGGACGGUCUGGUGAAGCUUAGAGAAGCGGAACUUGAACGGCAACGGGCUGAGGAAGAAGAACGGGCAAAGGCAGUCGUCAUAGAAGUGUUGCCUAUUCUACUGAAUGUUUCGUUGUCGUUCAUGGCAGUUCCCGGAGCCAUGGUGGAUAAUCCUGAUAUCGUUCAAGAAUUUUUCAACUGCAUGGACAGAGUUGCACAAGAUUUCACUACCACGUUGUACCAUUUACCGCCGGGUGCACUGGAUGCCCUCAUGCAAUGUUCUGUUCGCGCUAUGGCUUUGCAGGAACGUUAUUCUUUGAUUGCUGCUUGCAAUUUCCUGAGUAACCUUAUUCAUCGAUCCUCUGUUUACCCUGCGUUGGAAGCUCAACGGACGCAACUGAUAAGCGGGCACGGCCGAGAGAUAAUGCGAGCAGUGCUGUUCGGACUUGCUGGUGUGUCUCCUAGGAGUGCGACGCCCAAUCUCGUGGAGAUGCUGUCGACCUUGCUUGUCAGAUGCAUCGAGGAGUCACGAGUAUGGCUUAAGGAGAUCUUAUUUGAUGAUGACUUUUUGCCGUCGAAAGCGGGGCCCGCAAUCAAAGAGACGUUCGUCAAGACCGUGUUGGGAUCUAGGUCAAUAAAGCGAACUCGCGAGGCCGCGAAUCAGUUCGCCCUUGUCGCGCGGGGUUUAGAUGGAACUAGUUUCGGCUAUGCAUCGGUAUCCAUGUAAGAGUAAGAAAGUUAGGCUUGUCUGAUUUGUAUCUUGUCUAUAGCGGAGGCCUACCGAGUAUUACAGUUAUUUAUGCGAUAGAAUAGCAUUGUAGGAAGAUAAUAAGCCUUUGAAAUCCAACCGCUCCUGGC
This is a messenger RNA of Guyanagaster necrorhizus, 3370 nucleotides long. Its product is annotated as ARM repeat-containing protein. NCBI's taxonomy places the organism in Eukaryota, Fungi, Basidiomycota, Agaricomycetes, Agaricales, Physalacriaceae. Bases 78 to 3239 code for a protein of 1053 amino acids. The transcript has 19 exons. The record is from RefSeq and is a predicted model, not a curated record. Gene Ontology annotation, biological process: protein import into nucleus. Gene Ontology annotation, cellular component: cytoplasm.